CACCCCGCGCCCCCCGCUCCCCCCGCCGCCCCCCGUGUUGCGGGGCGGCAGCGCGGAGGGGUCGCCCCCGCCAUGUCCGUGAACAUGGAGGAGCUGCGGCACCAGGUGAUGAUCAACCAAUUCGUGCUGGCGGCCGGCUGCGCCGCCGACCAGGCCAAGCAGCUGCUGCAGGCGGCCCACUGGCAGUUCGAGACGGCCCUGAGCGCCUUCUUCCAGGAGACCAACGUUCCCAGCAGCCACCACCCCCCGCAGAUGAUGUGCACCCCCAGCAACACGCCAGCUACGCCGCCCAACUUCCCGGACGCUCUGGCCAUGUUCUCCAAGCUGCGGACCUCGGAGAGCCUGCAGAGCAGCAACAGCCCCAUCACCUCCAUGGCCUGCUCACCCCCGGGCAGCUUCAGCCCUUUCUGGGCUUCCUCGCCCCCCAGCCACCAGCCUGCCUGGCUGCCCCCCUCCUCACCCACUGCCCACGGCCUCCACCACCACCUGCACCCCCCGCAGCCUGCCUGGCCCCCCGACCCUCCACCUGCCGCCCCCUCACAGAAAGCCGUGCCCACCAUGGAUGGCCAGAGAUAAGACUGGGUUGGCAGAGGGAAGGGAGAAUCAAGGCUGGGGGUGGGUGGGGUGCAGGCCAGGGCGUUGGGAGCAGGGGCUCCUUCAGAAACGCACUGGAAUGAUUUUCUAGGUCUUAUUAUUAUUUUUAGGGAGGGACAUGCUGCCAGGGAGGGCACCAGCCCAUGAGAGCCUCUAUCUGGUCUUUUCUCCCACCCAUUUUUUAAAAAAUAUAUAACUAUAAUAUAUAAAUAUAUCCAAUGUAUAUAAAACCAGAGAGAAGGAGGCAGCACCACAGCGGUGCUGUGGGGUGGGGGCAGUUUCCCGACAGCCUGCCCCUCCAGCAUCCUUGCAGCAGGGCAGGAAAUGGAAGCAGGGGAAUAAUGAAAAAUAAGUGGAUGGAGGCAGGUGUUGGCACCCCAGAUCGUGGCCAUGGGGACAGGGAGAUGCUGGACCCACCCCUGGCUCUGGAUUUCCUGGACGCUUGUUGCAGUGCCCAGAGCAAAGUGCACCUCUCCUCUGACUUCUGAAAUUGAGCCUGGCUUGCACAGACCCCAUGGACAGCCCCCCUUUGCUCCUCCCCUCCAGGGCUGAGGGGGAAGUGGAACUGGGGGCUGUAGUUGAUCAAGGUGGUGCCCCCCUGUCCCUGUGACCGCCGUCCAUGGCUCUUCCUUGGGAAGAGAAGAGCUGGGGGGGGGAGUUAGUUUUCAAAUCAGUAAAAAAAAAACAAACAAAAAAAGGAA
Molecule: messenger RNA, 1295 nt
Organism: Cuculus canorus (common cuckoo)
Lineage: Eukaryota; Metazoa; Chordata; Aves; Cuculiformes; Cuculidae
Gene: UBALD2
Product: UBA like domain containing 2
Exons: 3
Coding region: 73-576 (167 amino acids)
Molecular function (GO): protein binding
Source: RefSeq, a predicted model, not a curated record